GACGUAACGUGCCCGGUGUGGCGCAGGGUUGGUGGGCGUGGGCGGGCGCCUUCGGGCCCUUUUAGCCGGUUGCUUGGUUCCUUCCCGGGGCGGCUCCUAGCCUCUGGGCUCUUGGCUUCCCCUCGGCGGGCAGGAGACCGAGGCCGGACGCAGGCUGAGCGCGCUCCCGGCUCGGUGCUCUUCAGAGUCGGUCCCGAGCAUCCUGCGGUCCACGUUCUUUCGGCCGGUUCUUUCGCGCUCCCUGGAGUUGUCAGCAGGUACAGUUCCCGCUUCGAGACAGGUUCACUUUUGGAGAGUGAUCGAGAAAUCUAUUUUUGUCCACAGAAAAUAAGUUUAUCUUCCUAUCCAAAAAGAUGAAAAUAACUGGGUUACUUACAAAAGACGACAAAGCGAAUUCCACAGACCGAUGAGUAGAAUCAGUAAGAACGUGAUUUUGGCCCUUUUCACACUGUCGAGUUCUGCAUUUCUGCUAUUUCAGUUGUACUACUACAAGCACUAUUUAUCAGCAAAGAAUGGAGCUGGUUUAUCAAAAUCUAAAGGAAGUAGAGUUGGAUUUGAUAGUGUACAGUGGCGUGCAGUUAAAAAAUUUAUUAUGCUGACAUCGAGCCAGAAUGUACCAGUGUUUCUUAUUGAUCCUUUGAUUCUGGAGUUGAUUAAUAAAAACUUUGAACAAGUCAAAAAUAUUUCUUAUGGCUCUGCUUCAAAAUGCAAGUUUUUCUGCAUUCAAAGAGACUUUACAACAUUUGCACUACAAUAUCAUCUAUGGAAGAAUGAGGAAGGCUGGUUUCCAGUAGCUGAGAACAUGGGAUUUCAGUGCCUGAAGACUGAAAGCAAAGAUCCUCGGCUCGAUGGGAUAGACUCACUUUCUGGAACUGAAAUCCCCCUGCACUGUGUCUGUAAGUGGGCCACUCAUGCCAUCCACUUGGUGGUCUUUCAUGGGAGAAGUGGAAACUACCUCUGGCACGGCCAUCUACGGCUCAAAGGGCACAUUGACAGGAAAUUUGUUCCUUUUCGAAAGUUACAGUUUGGACGUUACCCUGGAGCUUUUGACAGGCCAGAGUUACAGCAAGUUACUGUAGAUGGACUAGAAGUUGUCAUUCCAAAAGACCCGGAGCACUUCCUAGAGGAAAUACCACACUCUAGAUUUAUUGAGUGCAGGUAUAAAGAAGCUCGCACAUUCUUUCAGCAGUACCUUGAUGAUAGCACUGUGGAAGCUAUGACCUUUCAGAAGAGCGCAAAGGAAUUGCUGCAGCUGGCAGCCAAAACAUUAAACAAAUUGGGAGUACGAUUCUGGCUGAGCAGUGGAACUUGUCUAGGAUGGUAUCGGCAGUGCAGUAUCAUUCCUUAUAGCAAAGAUGUCGACCUAGGGAUUUUUAUACAAGAUUACAAACACGAUAUUAUUUUAGCAUUUCAGGAAGCAGGACUUCCACUCAAACACAAGUUUGGGAAGGUGGAAGACAGCUUGGAACUAUCCUUCCAAGGAAAAGAUGAUGUAAAACUUGACAUUUUUUUCUUCUAUGAAGAGACUGACUAUAUGUGGAAUGGAGGCACCCAGGCCAAAUCAGGAAAAAAAUUUAAAUACCUAUUUCCCAAGUUCACACUGUGCUGGACUGAGUUCGUAGACAUGAAGGUCCGUGUGCCGUGUGAAACGGUUGAAUACAUUGAAGCCAACUAUGGUAAGAGCUGGAAGAUUCCCAUAAAGACAUGGGACUGGAAGAACUCUCCGCCCAACGUGCAGCCCAAUGGAGUUUGGCCUAUUUCCGAGUGGGAUGAGGUUAUCCAGUUAUACUGAAAGGCUGGGUGAAAUAGGGGAAUUUCUCUUCUGGAAGAACAAAAGUGGAUAACUAUUUAAAAAGCUGCACAUCCAACAUAAGUGAGACCACCACCGCCACCACCAAAAACAGGACAUUUGAAGACACAGAGUCCCAGCUCCUGAGCCAUCUGAUUUAGUUCUGGAGCAGCAUUUAUUGAGGAGUUUCUGUGUGCCAAGUGAAACGUGAGGUAAGGGAGUAUCAGAGAUGAAUGAGCAGAUCUCUGCCUCUUUUUCCUAUGCCUUUGUCAGCACCCCAACUUUCCUUCGAGAGAAACACCCUUCCCCUUUGAAGAGCUGAAAUAGAAUAGGAUAUAUUUUAUAACGGUUUUUUAAAUGUUAAGUAAUGUUUAGACUGGAAAAUGAGUUCAUCAGGUAAAAGCUAAGGAAGGAUGUACUGGUUAAAGAGAAUAAUCCAUUCCUGUCCUCAGGAUUUGAGAUGGUAUGUUAGUGCUGCGUUUAAGAUUACAAAGUCUGGGUUAAGAGUGAAGUGAUUAGGCUUCUGUGGCAUCAAGGAGCGAUGCUAGCAGAUUCAUUUUAUACGCAACCUGAUGUGGAAUUGAUUUGGAACGCAGGGCAUUAGUCUGUAAGGGAAGGUGAAGCCUAUUUCCAGCUUGUCGGGUAAAUGUCCAUACUCUUACUAUUUUCAUAUUUGAAGUGAGAAGCAAGCUGAUGCUUGUGUGAUGCUUAAGUUUCCAUCCAUUGUGAGAGUAUUUUCUCUGACCUCUGUUGGCGCUUAUUGACAAAUCACUCAAGCAAGACCAGGCAUGAUUUUAAAAGUUGUUAUUUCACAAAACUUAACUUUCCUUAUUUCAUUCUCAGCCACUCCAUUCAAUAAAAAUAGGAGCUGCUCAUGGACAUUCGAUAUUUUCUGUAUAACCCUUGCACUUCCAAUUUUAACAUUAACACUAAUGUUAAUAGAAAUACCUCUAAUUUUUCUAAAUA
Messenger RNA from Chinchilla lanigera (long-tailed chinchilla), 2755 nucleotides. It is a transcript of the gene Fktn, whose product is annotated as fukutin. The transcript is spliced from 10 exons. Gene Ontology annotation, cellular component: Golgi membrane. The record is from RefSeq and is a predicted model, not a curated record. Bases 407 to 1792 code for a protein of 461 amino acids. NCBI's taxonomy places the organism in Eukaryota, Metazoa, Chordata, Mammalia, Rodentia, Chinchillidae.